Messenger RNA from Neurospora tetraspora, 2364 nucleotides. Its product is annotated as transcription factor TFIIH subunit p52/Tfb2. Lineage: Eukaryota; Fungi; Ascomycota; Sordariomycetes; Sordariales; Sordariaceae. Bases 439 to 1944 code for a protein of 501 amino acids. The record is from RefSeq and is a predicted model, not a curated record. Gene Ontology annotation, cellular component: transcription factor TFIIH core complex; transcription factor TFIIH holo complex. The transcript is spliced from 2 exons. Gene Ontology annotation, biological process: nucleotide-excision repair. Gene Ontology annotation, molecular function: ATPase activator activity; double-stranded DNA binding.
CCACUCCUAGCGACCACCUGCAAGGGUGCCACGGGGCAGGCAAUCCUCGACGCGUACAGCGCAGUGAUGAUCAACCGUGAAUCGGAAUUGCAGCCUUCAAGGUCUUCUUUUGCAACUUCAACCUUUUCCACGAAUGUGACAAGCUACACCAUUAUCGCCCAAUUCACUGGGUGCCGAAUAAACGUGUCCUCGAUUCAGCAUAAAUCAAACCUCCGUCGGAACAACACUUCCAUCCAGAAGUUGGGUUAAGAAUCCACAUCUGCCAACAGAAGUCUACCAGCAGCAUUACAUGGUGAUCCUCUCGACGAGCGAUCUGGACUCGACGACAUUCGAAGCACUACGCUUACCGCAUAUUCAACUUGACCUUUCAUAUUGCCAGUCACAUAGCGAUAACGAAUCCCUAUAAGCGGCCCGCUGUGCCCGCCACGUCUGCCCACCAUGUCACUCGGCGGACAACAGCUCCUGGAGUACCUGGAGAAGCUGCCAGGGACAGCUUUUAGGAGACUAUACCAGUCACCUGCGACAGCUCUGGCCAUCUUCCGCCGUAUGCUGUCUUACCAUGCCAAGGUCAUUGUCCGAGGCCUACUCUACAUGCCCGAUCCUUUCCCUUUGACCUCGUUAGACAUAUGGUUCCCUCCAGAGGCCGAUGGCAAGAUACACCGCGAUCGCACCAUUGCCGCUCUCCGAUCCCUUCACAUCCUCCAAGUCUCACCACCGGGCAAAGACCGAACCCAAGAAAUCCAAAUCACGACAAGCUUCAAGAAGGGCCUACAACUAGCCUUCGAAGGUGGCGGCGAGGACGGCAGCUUCGGUGUCCCUAGUUCUCUCCCCGUCGAUCCCACCAUCGACAUUGCCUACCUCGACAAGUACGCCCGAAAGAAGUGGGACGACAUCCUCCACUACGUCGUCAACAGUCUUGGAGUACACGGCAGUUCAGAAGGGGUCAGCGGUCCCAAAGCUAGCGUCAAGGAACUGCUCCUCGCCGGACGCCUCGUCGAACGACGUCCCGACACCCGAACAGGAAUCGGCAUCACGCAAGCCGGCUUCACCUUCCUCCUGCAAGAGUCCAACGCCCAAGUAUGGACGCUCCUCCUCCUCUGGCUCGAAGCAGCCGACCACACAGCCGACUCGGGCAUGGACAGCAUCGACAUGCUCUCCUUCCUGUUCAUGCUUAGCUCGCUCGAGCUCGGCACCGCCUACGACACCUCGGCCCUGACCGAGACGCGGCGGAAUAUGCUUCCCUCGCUCGUCGACUUUGGGCUGAUCUACUUCCCGCGUGACACGCGGCAGUUCUUCCCAACCCGCCUCGCCACAACCCUGACCAGCACCGCCUCCGCCCUGCGCACCGUCUCCUCGGCCUUCACCGCCGCGACCGCCAACCCCUCCGGCGAACCAGGCACAACCACCAGCACCUCUGGCGGCCCCGCCGCCACCCCCGACAAAACACAGACAACAGCUAAGGGCAUCAUCAUCGAGACCAACUACCGCAUCUACGCCUACACCACCUCCCCCCUUCAAAUCGCCGUCCUGGCUCUCUUCUGCCAGCUCAACAUGCGCUUCCCGAACAUGGUCUCCGGCCGCUUAACCCGCGAUUCCAUCCGACAAGCGAUCGGCUUUGGCAUCACCGCCGACCAAAUCAUUUCCUACUUACACGCGCACGCGCAUCAGCAGAUGGUGCGCGAAGCCACGGUGACCGGUAAACCCGUGCUUCCCCCGACGGUAGUGGACCAGAUCCGGUUGUGGCAGCUGGAGAACGAAAGGAUGCAGACGACGGCGGGUUUCUUGUUCAAGGACUUCGAGAGCACGGAGGAGUAUGCGGCGCUGAGCAGGUAUGCGGAGGAGAUUGGCGUGUUGGUGUGGAAGAAUGAUAAGCGGCAGCUGUUCUUUGCGAGUAAGCAUGAGCAGUUGAGGGAUUAUUUGAAGAGUCGGAAGAAGGGGGAGUAAGGCUGUAAGGGUGGUGGUUUAGGCUGGGGGUCAAGUAUGGCGGGUUGAAUGACACACCUCUAGGGAUGGAAGACUGGGUGGGUGGGUGGACGGUACCAGGUCCGGUUAUGCAUCAUAGAACUUUCAUCUGUGGGCAAGUUUGGUCAAGAUUUGUAUUGAAAAGGGAGUUCUGGCUUGGAUGGAUAUGGCAAUUUGGCUUCGCACGAUGACGGACCUGCUUAUGGAAAGGAGUUGGGGGUCAAAAAGGGGCAUGCAUAUGUUUCAAAACUGAGGUAAUAGUCCUGGGAACUACCGUAUAAUCUCUGGAAAUUGACUUUCGGGAAACCGCUUUUCAGGCACAUAUAUGCCAUUUUCCUGCCCGAUGUGGCGCAUAUGUAUGCCUGCCAACUUAGGUAGGGGAGAUAUAUUGCUACCCCGGAG